AACAACGUCAUCGUAUGUGCGAUACAUUCGUAUUUGCAAGAUUACGAGUAUUUUUGCACAUGUGUUCGCGUGUUACUCAAUUCAAACUUUUUUUUUUACAAACCUUCAACAGAUAUAACUGAUUUCUACGGCACUAGAAAGACUAAAUUAUCCUGCCUAACCGACACGCGCAGAGAUUCUAGCGGUUUCAUUUGGUAACAUCGUGAUUCUGAUUGAGAUCCAAUUCUCCAGAUUUCCUUCUAACUUACAUACUAGGACACAACGAGCAAUGUCAACGGCAGAUAAGACAGAUGCAGAACCCGAAGGCUCGAGGGAGCAGAAAAGCACAGUAGAUAAUCAAAUGAAAAAAGCAUCACAUGAUGACGAUGAAGGAGUACAAGAAGCUGGAGAAGGAAGAAGUGAAAUAUCCAGUAUUGGAGAAAAUGUUGCGGAUUCACAAGUUUACACAGCCACAUCAUUGUCUGGCAUUCCCAAAGAGAACAAAACCAAAACUCACCCACUGGUCCUUGACUGGGCUUAUGGGAUCAACCAAACACUACCUGUUCUCAGCCUGCAGGAUGAAGAUAGGCUUGUCAUCUUGUAUGUUUGUGCUCAUGUUGCUGUCAUGUAUGAUCACACUUCAAAUGCUCAGCAUCUGUUACAAGGCCACUGCAGUCCAAUCACCUGUUUGUGUGCCAGUGAAGACAGGCGUUGGCUUGUGACAGCGGACAUGAGCCAAGAGAGUCUUGUUAUUAUAUGGGAUGCUUAUACAGGGAUUCCUGUGCGGACUUUGUUUGACUGUCAUCCAGAGGGUGGAGUUUCUGCCUUGGCACUAUCAAAGGAUUCAAAAUAUCUGGCGACUGUUGGAGCUGGAGCAGUACAGCGAGUGUGUAUUUGGGACUGGACAGAUGAAAGCGACAGCCCACAAUGUCAAGUUGACCUCAGCCCAAAAUAUGGUUGCCAGAACCAAAUACUUUUUAAUCCCACUGACAGCACACAGUUGGUUAGCAACAGUAGCACUCAGGUUCUCUUCUACAGCUGGGAAAAGGAACAUCUGGGAUACUCUGCUCCUGAAAUUACUGACAAGACCUUCAAUAUGGUGCUAGGUUCCCUGAGCCAGUCCAUCUUCCACUAUGACAGUAUGCAGGCUCUUACAGCCACUUCAGCUGGGAAUAUAGUUCUCUGGGACAAGCAGACUGAGUCUGUCUCUUCUCAGCCCAUAGUGAGGAAAGCCAUGAAAAUUGUCUUUCUCCAGAAGGAAGCUAUCACCGUAUUGACUUUGAUUGACAGUUUCAUCGUUACAGGUGACGUGAGUGGCCAAAUCAAAUUCUAUGAUGGAAAUCUCAAGCUCAUCAACUUUUACAAUGAGUUUAGCUUGGAUCCCAUCAGAUCCAUCUCCUUUUCCAAAGAAAAGCCUUCCACUAGCAGCCUGGGAUAUCCAAAAGACUGCACACUGGAUACCAAACCAUUUGUCAUAAGGUGAAAAAUU
Pimephales promelas (fathead minnow) is the source of this 1468-nucleotide messenger RNA. The record is from RefSeq and is a predicted model, not a curated record. NCBI's taxonomy places the organism in Eukaryota, Metazoa, Chordata, Actinopteri, Cypriniformes, Leuciscidae.